UCUCGAGCGAGCCGAGAUUCUUCACCCUCUCCAUUCGUGUAGCUGUUGAUUCGCGUGCUGCAUGGUGCCCUGCUUAUGAACUCCAUCCAUCCGCCCUUUCGUGGUUCGAUUGGGUUCUUCUUGUUCAUCGCGCAAGGCCGACAUUGCUAGACAUCGUAGCGUUCGUGGCUAUCUAAUUAAGGUCAUCUCAGUGUCUGCUUGUUUCAUGAUUGGUCUCAUGGAAGACUAUUCAUCAUGGGAUUAUCUUCCAGUUGAUCACAUUAGAACUCCUGCAUUCAACUCUGGAGUUGUUUCUGAAGCAAGUAAUGGAAACAAAGAAUUCUCAGUUUCGUUGGAUGCUGCCGUUCCUGAUGAUAUCCUGGAGAGGAUUUUCACAUUCUUGCCUAUAGCAAGCAUGAUGAGGGCAACAGCAGUAUGCAAGAGAUGGUACAGCAUUAUCUAUUCAAGCAGAUUUCUUUGGACCCACAUGUUGCCUCAACGGCCGUGGUACUUCAUGUUCACCUCUAAUGAAACUGCUGCUGGCUAUGCCUUUGACCCCAUCCUCCGCAAGUGGUAUGAUUUAGAGCUUCCUUAUAUUGACAAGAGCAGCUGUUUUGUCUCUUCUUCUUGUGGCCUAGUUUGCUUCAUGGACAAUGACAACAGGAACACCAUUUCUGUGUCUAACCCUAUCACAAAAAACUCCAAGAGGCUUUUGGAGCCUCCCGGUGAAACAUUGCCAGACUACAGUACCAUUGCCAUAAAAGUAGAUCGGCUGUCUCAUAAGUACUCCAUUACAGUGGCAAAAUCCAAGCAGGUUCCUGAAGAUUUUGUCCGAUGGUACUUUUCAGUAUACAAGUAUGACUCUUGGAGUGGUACAUGGGUAACUUCUGCAAGUGAAGUGUUCAUUGGUUGGAGAGGAGGUGAUGAUAGUGUCAUAUGCAACGGAGUCCUGUACUGCUUAAUUCACUCCACUGGUGUUCUUGGCAAUGUCAACCCCCGCCAUGGCGUUAUCAUGUAUGACCUUGUUGGCGAAUCUUCUGGGACUUCGUUAAUGCAAACAUCAAUCCCAGUUCCUUGUUCUCUCACAUGUGGCCGUCUGGUAAACUUAAAGGAGAAGCUGGUUUUGGUGGGUGGGAUUGCAAAACACAACAGACCUGAUAUCAUUAAAGGAAUAGGAAUAUGGGAACUCCAUGAGAAACAGUGGCAUGAGGUAACUCGGAUGCCCCACAAAUUCUUCCAAGGAUUCGGUGAAUUUGAUGAUGUUUUUGCCUGUAGUGGCACAGAUGAUCUUGUCUACAUACAAAGCUAUGGCGCAACUGCUUUGCUUGUUUUUGACAUGAUGCAUAAGCAAUGGAAGUGGUCCGUGAAAUGCCCUAAUCAUCAUGGGCCAAAUCCAGGUUUCCUCUUGUGGGGGCUGACCCAUCCUGUACUGUCUGUGAUGACGCCCCCAUGACUGUGCAGCACGGUGCAAGUGAGCCAGAGGCGCCAUUGAUGAGGUUUCAACGCUUGCUGCAGCUGCUGCUACUGUGUGCUGUGUGCGAGGCUGAGGCAUUGAUGGCUUAGCCGUAUCUGUGGUUCUCUCUGCCGAGUCUUUCCUUCUCCUUCUCCUUUUUUUUUUUUGGAGAACUUCUCAGUAUGGUGUCGUGUAGUUGAUGCAGUGCGUAUGGUGGUGUUGGUUAAUGGUUAUUCUGCAGAUUGUGUUUUACCUCAACCUGGGCCUGGUUUCCGUCGACGCUCUCAUCUGAAGCUUGUGAAUCUGAGAUGGCAUCCAUACAGGGUUUCAUGUGUGUGUACUGUAUGGAGGCUACCCCUGUCGUUUGCUGUUGGUUCCAGCUGUCAUGGAUGAGGCC
This is a messenger RNA of Panicum hallii, 1829 nucleotides long. Its product is annotated as F-box/kelch-repeat protein At3g61590-like. The transcript has 3 exons. Gene Ontology annotation, molecular function: protein binding. The record is from RefSeq and is a predicted model, not a curated record. The coding region runs from base 206 to 1432 and encodes 408 amino acids. NCBI's taxonomy places the organism in Eukaryota, Viridiplantae, Streptophyta, Magnoliopsida, Poales, Poaceae.